This is a messenger RNA of Neoarius graeffei (lesser salmon catfish), 3779 nucleotides long. RefSeq names its product adhesion G protein-coupled receptor E1-like. The record is from RefSeq and is a predicted model, not a curated record. Lineage: Eukaryota; Metazoa; Chordata; Actinopteri; Siluriformes; Ariidae. The coding region runs from base 29 to 883 and encodes 284 amino acids. The transcript is spliced from 7 exons. Gene Ontology annotation, molecular function: calcium ion binding.
GGCAUCAGUAAAGAUCGAGAAAGAGACCAUGAGCUGUUCAUAUUUCCUGUUUUUGGGUCUUCUGUUCGCCGUACUGAACAAUGCUGCUGGAAAAGAAUGUCCUCCAGGAUUUGAGGUUAACCAUGAAGACUGUGUAGAUGAGAAUGAGUGUGACUAUGCACCUCCAAUAUGUGAUGAGAAUGCAAUUUGCUCCAACACAAAUGGCAGCUACUACUGUCAGUGUGCAAUGGGGUACCAGAUAAACUCACGCAAAGUUAAAUUCACUGCGGAUGAAAGUGUAACCUGCAGAGACAUUAAUGAAUGUAGAGAGAAUAAAACCAUCUGUGGCUCGAAUGCUGACUGCAGUAACAUCGCUGGUUCCUAUUACUGCACGUGUCAUUCUGGGUUUGUGGCCAGCAACGGAAAGGAGCAGUUUAAUGCAAGCCAGAGUGUUACAUGCAAAGACACCGAUGAGUGCGAGAACAACAACAUCUGUGGUGUUAAUGCUCAGUGCACCAACACCUUUGGCUCAUAUUACUGCAUGUGUAAUCCAGGUUUUGUGAACAGCAAAGGAUGGGAAAAAUUUAAUGCAAGCCAUGAACUUACAUGCAAUGACAUUAAUGAAUGUAGAGAGAACAAAACCAUCUGUGGCUCAAAUGCUGACUGCAGUAACAUCGCUGGUUCCUAUUACUGCACAUGUCAUUCUGGGUUUGUAGCCAGCAACGGACAGGAGCAGUUUAAUGCAAGCCAGAGUGUUACAUGCAAAGACCGAGGCGGCAGGUGCCUCAGCACUAGCCCUGCACGACUACUGCGGCAACGUGACUGCACCUGUGGAAGACAUGGAGUCUGCAGCCACGAAGAACUCCCGUCCUUUACCCGAGACAACAACCAAGCCUGCAGUUGACGCGAAGAAAAUGAAAAUACGUGAGUCCACAGUUGAUACUGAAACCGAGGUAUCCAAUGCUACCAUACUGGCUGCAGUAAACAACCUCUAUGCCAUGCUAAAAGAAAUGAACUUGCAACUGAAAGAAAACACCACAAUGAUAUCAGAAGUAACUAAAAGUGUUGAAUUUAAUGCUAAAGAAAUCGAAAUAUGCAAAGCAGAAAACGUUGCUGUUCAAAAACAGAUUACAAAUUUGGCAAAAGAAAACGCCGACCUCCGAGAGAGGGUUUUGGAGUUGGCACAUUAUAAGUGUCGUUGGAAUCUGAAACUACGCGGGCUAAAGGAAAAGGACAACGAAGACACUCGUGAACAGGUGUCCCACAUCAUCAUGCAGAUCAUUCCAAAAUGGAAGGAAAAAAUCAACUGUGUCAUCGACUCGGUGCACCGCUUGGGCCAAAAGCAGAACAAAAACAGGCACAUCAUACAAUUCACAAUGCGACACUUCAGGGAUGAGCUGUGGCACCUCUCAAAAGGCUCUGCAGUGUGCUCGAAGCUCAGCAUCGCGUUCGCUGAACACCUUCUCCCGGAGGACAAGGAGGCGAGAGAGGCUGUGUGGCCAAAGAUCAAGGCAGCAAGAGAAGCUGGUCAGCGAGCCUACUACAAAGGUCCGAUUGGCUACCUAAACGGGAGUGCCAUUGAGGUCACCGAAGUUGGUAACGUAUAGAGGGACAUGUUUAAAUUGACCACUUGUAAGGGGUUCAGUUCAUUUUUGCCUAGGAACCUACAGGCGAGGUUUAUUCCUGUUACUCCCUGAAAUUUUCUUCAAAGUUCAGAGUUUCACUCUCUCUCUUUAGUACUGUUCUGUUCUUUUUUUUCCGUCCAAUUAAUGUUUUCUAUCAAAGAAGAUCAAGUUAAUUUCUUUUAAUGCAAGGGGACUAAGAGACAGUGUCAAAAGAAAAGCUGUCUUUCUUUUUUGUAAAAAUAAGAAAUCACACAUUGUUUUACUACAAGAGACUCACUCUAUAAAGACUGAUGAAAAAUUCUGGUCCAACCAAUGGGGAGAUAAAAUAAUUUUUGGACAUGGUACCAAUCGCUCUGCUGGUACAGCUAUCCUCCUGCACAACUUCCCUGGGAAAAUUCUCACCACCAGAAAAGGCUCAGAUGGACACUGGAUCUUUUGUGUUUUGUCUAUCGAACAUUCCUUUAUUAUUUUGGGAAACAUCUAUGGUCACAACAACUUAACACAAAACAAGGAACUACUCUCUGAUAUCAACGAUAUUAAGGAACUGAAACUUACUUACCCAACAGACAAUGUACUGCUGGGGGGGUGACUAACAUGGUAUGUAAUGAAUGGUUAGAUCGCUGUCCCACCAAAUUUGUUAACCACCAUUAUAAUCCUCAGCUGUAUAAUUUCUGCAACCUUCACAAUUUGAUCGAUCCUUGGCGUAUCUCUAAGAUCAAAAAGACUUUUCUUGGUUUAAGCCAGACGGGUCAAGCAGAUCCAGAAUUGAUUUCUGGCUCAUCUCUGACUGCUUAAAAGAUCUUGUUAGUGAUUGCUCAAUCUCUGCUGCUCCUCUAUCAGACCAUUGUCUCAUAAGUUUACUAUUGAAACCUUCCAACACUGCCAAACGCAAUAGGGGUUACUGGAAAUUCAAUGCUGAUCUUUUGAAUUCUGAAGUAUUUUGCACGGGGAUAAGGAGUAUUAUCAAAGACAUCUCUGAGGAUGAUAGCUUUUCUUUUACAUCAAAAUGGGAAUAUAUCAAAUUCAAGAUAAGAAACUUCUCUAUAUCAUUCAGCAAACAACUAAAACACUCCACUCAGCUAGUGGAGAACGAACUGUUAAGGGAAAUUUAUCUAUGCUGCAACAAACCCACUAUCUCUGAUUCUGACAAAAGGAAACUACUUAACUUGCAAACUAAACUUGAUGACUUCUACACCAAAAGCGCCAAAGGGGCUUAUAUCAGAUCAAGAGCUAAAUGGAUAGAGGAAGGGGAGAGGAACUCUGCUUAUUUUUGCAGGUUAGAAAGGGCAUGACAAGAAAAAAAACAAUUUAGAAACAUUAAUAAAUUGCACUGAAUGUUCUGACCCCAAAACUAUAGCAAAAGAGGUCUUCACCUUCUUUAACUCAUUAUACUCAAGCAAUUUUUCACCAGAGGCAGCCGACACUUUGACAAAAUAAAAGAAUACAUCCCACUUAUCUCGGAAGAUUUCAAAUUAAGUUGCGAUGCACCUCUAUCACGUGAAGAAUUAGAAAAGGCUAUGCAAUGUUUAAUACCAGACCGUUCACCAGGUUCAGACGGCCUCACAGCAAACUUCUACAAACACUUCUGGGAGGAUAUCAAACACAUUGUUUUAUACUCUGAAUGAAGUUAUUGUUAACUUGUCACUCCCACACACCAUGAAACAAGGUGUAAUAGUACUUAUUCCCAAACCUGGUAAAGAUGGAAAAUACCUUGAAAACUGGCGACCAAUUACCCUGCUUAACAACGACUAUAAAUUAUUAACACAUCUCGAACAGACUAAAAAAUGGUCUUCACCAAAUAAUCAGUGAAACACAAUCGGGGUUUAUGAAAGGCAGACCAAUACACAACAAUGUACGUCUAGUAUUAGACCUACUAGAAUAUAACAACUACCUACAGGAUGAUGGUUUUAUUCUCUUCCUUGAUUUCUAUAAAGCAUUUGACACAGUCGAACACUCAUUUUUCAGGCUCUUAAAAGAUGUGGGUUUGGAGAUUUUUUCAGGAACAUAAUCAGAUGCAUCUACCAUGACACUAACAGUUCUGUUUCUCUUUCAAAAGGUACAUCCCCCCGUUUCGCUAUCAGAAGAGGUAUAAAACAAGGGUGCCCCAUCUCACCUUAUCUGUUCCUAAUUGCAGCAGAAAUGCUUUCCAUCCUAAUUAAAAACUCAGAAAUUGAA